AUGACCGCGCAGCUGGGCAUGCAUGUGCUGCAGAUGUGGGCUGGGGCUCUGGGUGGACAAGCACUACAGAGUGGGAUCCCAUACUCUGUAGUGGGAGAAAAAGCAGCAGGAGCAACUUAUAGGAUGAAUCUACUAACCAGUGCCAUAUUGCUGUAUUGUUUAGGCCAUUUUGUUAUUCAAAAUGUUGGUCCACAACACGAUGGUGAUAAUUCAAAAGUUAAAGUUAAAGUGCGAGUUAAUAUCCAUGGAAUCUUCAGUGUGGCUAAUGCAUCUGUUAUAGAGAAGCAAAAUUUGGAUAAUGAUCCUAAUGAUAUUCCAAUGGACACAGAAUUGUCAUGUAAGAAUCAAAGCAAAGAUGAACUGGCUAAAAUGCAGAUUGAUCAAGAUGAUGGUAAUCACAAGAGCCAAAUGGAACAACAGAGUCAAGCAGAUGAGGAAGCUGAUCAUAUAGGGACUGAAGGAAAGACUGCUUCAGGAGACAAGAUUGAUAUAAAUCAAUCAGGCAAAACUAAAACAAAGAUCAAGAGUAUUGAUCUACCUAUCCAUGUUAAUUUAUACAGACAGGUUGGACAGGAUCUUAUUAAUUGCUACAUUGAAAAUGAGGGGAAGAUGAUGAUGCAAGAUAAGCUGGAGAAGGAGAAAAAUGAUGCCAAAAAUGCUGUUGAAGAAUAUGUGUAUGAUUUGAGAGAUAAGCUUUGUGGUGUCUAUGAAAAAUUCAUAACUGAAGAUGAUUCAAGAAAGAUAACAUUAAUGUUAGAGGAUACAGAAAACUGGCUUUAUGAAGAUGGAGAGGACCAACCAAAACAUGUAUAUGUGGAAAAACUUCAGGAAAUGAAAAAAUUUGGUGGCCCUAUUCAUGAUAGAUAUAAGGAACAUGAAGAAAGACCAAAAGCUUUACUUGAUUUGGAAAACAAACUCCAGCUGUUUAUGAAAGCUCUAGAAGGAUAUGAAAAUAAGGAUGAAAAAUACAAUCACAUUGAUCCUGUUGAUAUGGAAAAGGUUGAGAAAUAUGCCAGUGAAGCUAUGCGCUGGUUGAGCUCGAAGAUGCAUGUACAGCAUAGACUGAGUUUGACACAGGAUCCUAUUAUUAAAGUGGCAGAAAUAAUAGCGAAAUCUAAGGAACUGGACAGUUUAUGUAAUCCAAUUAUUUACAAACCUAAGCCAAAGGCGGAACCACUGUCUGAAGAUCAAGGAAAAUCUAAUAGUGAACACAAUGGGCCAAUGAAUGGACAAAGCAGUGCUGAUGCUAAAUCAGAGGAGAGUUGCCAGCAGCCUAAAUCAUCUGAAGAAAUGGAUGUGGACUAAGUUUUACAUUUCUCUGAGUUCAUUAAAAACAGUGCAAGUAAUCAGAGGGUCCAUUUUUCUUUUGUCUAACACACCACGUAUGUUCAGUUAUUUAGAAAACUUUCUGUCCUUUGUUCUUUUCAAUAGGUUUGCAAGUGUUCUUCUAUUGAGUGCAUUCCCAUUGUUAAUUCCAUUGAUGCAGCUUAUUGUGAAGCUUUAGUUGAAUGUAGAUUGUAAUCAGUUUAAGCUUUUAUGAUAUAUUUUAUAUCAAAGAGGCAGAAUUGAUAUAUAAAUGACAACAAUCUACCUUAUUUAAAGCUUUUAUCGUGGGUAAGCCGCUACUCCUUUAUUCAGGAAAGGCCACUGUAUUGCACUUUCGAUGCUGAAGUGUAGAUUUUUGCAUCUUUAUUUUAGAAGAUACUCAGUUUGAUGUGGCUUGAACAUUGCCACCAGAAGCACUGACCUUUUUCUAAUUGUUGUACUGUUCUAAUUUAAAUAUUAAAAUAGAGGUUAGUUGGCAAACUAGUUCAUCUUGUUGAUGUACCAUGAAAACCUGUAAGAACUUUGUUGACCAACAUCUAAAGCUUAAAAGGAACUCACACCAGCAGCAUUCUUUGUCAUCAAACUAGUAACAUGAUUCAAAAUAAAACUCAUGGUCCCCGUGUUCACACAAUCCUGUAUCAUAUUUUGUGUUGAUGCUGAGACAUUCUUGAAAUUGUAAUAGUAUGGAAUUGGAAGACUGUAACCAUACUUUCAUUUCUCUUAAUUACCUGUGACCUAACUGGUUUGGGUUCAUUCAGAAUGCUGCCUUUGCCUGUUUUUACAAAAUGCCUUCCUUGGAAUUAAAAGUAGAAAAUACACCCAGAAUAUUGUCAUAAAUUAAUAUUACUUACACAGCAUUCCUUAUCUGAAAUAUUUCUCCUGUUUUACUUGGCAAAAUAAUACUCUUGUUUUAGAGUUUGUGCCUAGAAAAAGUUCACAGUAGUAAUAGUUUUUUAGCAAUUGUCCCAAGUAUUUGCAGAAUAACAUUUGAUACGUUUUUAACAAAUAAAUAUAACAAGCUACUAACAUUUAAGCUUAAUAUUAUCAGUACAGAUAAAUCUAAAAAAUCUUAAAACAUACACUUUCUGAGUAGCAGUUAAGUUUUUUGUCAAAGUAAUUAUGUGGAGAUUGAGAAUUCUUCAUUGCUUUCUCCAUUUCUUGGCUGAAAAAUUAUCUUAUAAAUGAAAAUGUACCUAUGCUUUUGAAAAAAUCUUGUAAGUAAUUCAGAUUUCUGUUCUUUUAACUUCAAUAGUGAACGUAUAGGUUGAUUAGCUAAGUUAUUAAGUUUUAAACUUAACAAACUGGAUUCUAAAGAAGGAAUCUAUUUUCUGCUUAGCCUCCUCCCCCCCCCCCAAAAAAAGGACUUGUUCUUCGGAAAACACAGAGACAUUAUUCUGGCCUAAAGAAGAUUUAUUUUGUAUGUUCUUCUGAUUCUAGCAUAUUUUUCAGUAUAUCCUAUUCAUAUUGGUGUGGUAUGAUAGACAGUGCCUUCCCAUCUGGCCCAAUUUGUUAAAGAGGAGAGUAACAUAAAAGCAACAUUUCAACAGUAGUAUUUUGUAUAACUGUGAAUUAUUUGGAAUUGAUAUUCCUGACUUUCCCACUAUUUUUCAGUCAGCUCAUCAUGCUGACCAGGGGAUUAUAAACCAAUUGCUUUGGAACAUACCAUACAUAACAAAAAGAGGAUAGUUUAUGAUGAGAACCCAUUACAUAAAGCAUUAAGGAUGUGUUUACAUUAUUUAGGCUUACAUUUCUGCUGUUUAUGCAAUCAGUUUUGUAUAAGCAGUAAUUAUAGUAAUCUUUUCAGGUACUAUUUAAGCCUGUAGUAAACUUUGAAUAUGUAUAUGCUACUAUAUAUUAAUUCAGUAUAUGGUACUACAACAGGUCUAAAUUUAUGAUUUAUACUAAACCCUCUGGUUUAGGAUAUGAUAGGUCUGCAUAAUGCUUUAUUCUUCCCACUGUUAGCUAUGAUUUAGUUGACUUUUUGAUGGAUCAGGGACCUUUAUAGGGAAAGAAAUGUGUCACCUUUCUAUAUGAGUACUAACUGGACAUUAGACUGGAGAAUUAAGUUAGAAUGCAAUAUAAAAAUGUCUAUGGUGGGAUAUUAAUAUAAAGAAAACAUGACAGUACACAAAACGUGUAUAUAUUGAGAAAAAACUGUCUACUUAUGAGCAUGGCACUUAUAAAAAUAUAUAAGAAGGAGUUGCUCAAGUAUUAAGUUAAAGAAUAAAUAAAGGAAGAUAAACUACAAAAGGUUUUGUGACAUACUGAAGAAUAACUAACCUGUAAUCACACAUGUUUUUAUGGGAUGGAGUCCUCUUCAUUUGCAUGAAGUGCUAUCCUUACAAGGAUAUUCACAGGGACAGGUAAAGUGAAGUUAGAUAUCAAUGUCAUGAAAAAGUUGCAGUCUGUGACACUUCCAUUGUAGGGAAACUAGUUACCAUAACAGUAAUAGAUGCUAACAAAAAAUCCUUAAGAGAGUGAAGAAAUCCUAAAGUAAUACUUUAGGCCCACCAGGGUCAUUUAUCCAGCCCGCCCGCCUGAUUGGCC
Molecule: messenger RNA, 3873 nt
Organism: Python bivittatus (Burmese python)
Lineage: Eukaryota; Metazoa; Chordata; Lepidosauria; Squamata; Pythonidae
Source: RefSeq, a predicted model, not a curated record